Molecule: messenger RNA, 2053 nt
Organism: Lepus europaeus (European hare)
Lineage: Eukaryota; Metazoa; Chordata; Mammalia; Lagomorpha; Leporidae
Gene: PMEL
Product: premelanosome protein
Exons: 11
Coding region: 1-1974 (657 amino acids)
Biological process (GO): melanosome organization
Cellular component (GO): melanosome
Source: RefSeq, a predicted model, not a curated record
AUGGACCUGGUGCUGAGAGGGUGCCUUCUCCACUUGGCUGGGAUGAGUGUCCUGCUGGCUGCGAGGGGCGCAGAAGGAUCCACAGACCAGGACUGGCUUGGUGCCUCAAGGAAGCUCAGAGCUAAAGCGUGGAACAGGCAGCUGUACCCAGAGUGGACAGAAGUCCAGAGAUCUGACUGUUGGAGAGGUGGCCAAGUGUCCCUGAAGGUCAGCAAUGAUGGGCCUACGCUGAUUGGUGCAAACGCGUCCUUCUCCAUCGCCCUGCACUUUCCUGAAAGCCAAAAGGUACUGCCAGACGGGCAAAUUGUCUGGGCCAACAACACUACUCUCAACGGGAGCCAGGUGUGGGGAGGACAGCCAGUGUAUCCCCAGGAGCCUGAUGAUGGCUGCGUCUUCCCUGACGGUGGCCCCUGCCCACUUGGCCCUUUGUCUCAGAGAAGGAGCUUCGUUUACGUCUGGAAGACCUGGGGCCAAUACUGGCAAGUUCUAGGGGGCCCAGUGUCCAGGCUGAGCAUUGGGACAGCCCAGGCGAUGCUGGGCACACACACCAUGGAGGUGACUGUCUACCACCGCCGGGGGCCCCGGAGCUAUGUGCCCCUUGCUCACUCCAGCUCAGCCUUCACAGUGACUGACCAGGUGCCCUUCUCUGUGAGUGUGUCCCAGCUGCAGGCCUUGGAUGGAGGGAACAAGCGCUUCCUGAGAAACCAGCCUCUGACUUUUGCCAUCCAGCUCCAUGACCCCAGUGGCUAUCUGGAUGGGGCUGACCUCUCCUACACCUGGGACUUCGGAGACGGGACUGGAACCCUGAUCUCUCGGGCUCUUGUGGUCACUCACACUUACCUGGAGCCUGGCCCUGUCACUGCCCAGGUGGUGCUGCAGGCGGCCAUCCCUCUCAUCUCCUGUGGCUCCUCCCCAGUUCCAGGCACCACAGAUGGGUACUUGCCAACGUCAGGUGCCCCUGGCACCACGGCUGGGCAAGGGCCUACUUCAGAAGUCCUAAGUACCACACCCGGUCAGGUGUCAACUACAGAGCCCUCUGGAACCACAGCAGCCAUAAGUACUGCACCUGUGCAGGUGCCAACUACACAGGGCACAGGUACCACACCCAAGCAGCUGUCAACCUCCCAGGGCACAGGCACCACAUUUGCAGACAUGUCAACUACUGAGGCUAUGGGUACAACACCUGCAGUGGUGUUCACUGGAGAGCUCUCUGGAACCACACUUGCGCAGGUCACAGCUACAGAGCUGGUGGUCACCCCAGCUGGAGAAUUACCCACUCCUGAGCCCGAGGCUCCAGAUGCCAGCCCAUUCAUGCCUACAGAAGUCAUUACAGGCUCCCUGGGCAGCCCCCUGCUGGAUGGCACAGCCUCGUUAACGCUGGUGAAGAGACAAGCGCCCCUGGACUGCGUGCUCUAUCGAUACGGUUCCUACUCCCUCACCCUUGACAUUGUCCAGGGCAUUGAGAAUGCUGAGAUCCUGCAGGCCGUGCCAUCCAGUGAGGGGGAUGCAUUUGAGCUGACUGUCUCCUGCCAAGGCGGGCUGCCCCAGGAAGCUUGUAUGGACAUCUCAUCACCAGGGUGCCAGCCCCCUGCCCAGCGGCUGUGCCAGCCUGUGCCGCCCAGCCCAGCCUGCCAGCUGGUUCUGCACCAGGUACUGAAUGGCGGCUCAGGGACCUACUGCCUCAAUGUGUCCUUGGCUGACGCCAACAGCCUGGCAGUGGUCAGCACCCAGCUUGUCAUGCCUGGUCAAGAAGCAGGCUCGGGGCAGGCUCCUCUGUUUGUCGGGAUCUUGCUGGGGUUGAUGGCCGUGGGGCUUGCCUGUCUGAUAUACAGGCGCAGACUAAUGAAACAAGGCUCGGCUCUCCCCACUCCCCAGCUGCCACCCCGCGGCACCCACUGGCUGCGUCUGCCGCGGGUCUUCCGUGCUUGCCCCGCUGGUGAGAACAGCCCCCUCCUUGGCGGGCAGCAGGUCUGAGCGCCCCCGCGUGACGCCUUGGUCUCUCUGGGGUUGACAGCAAUGCCUGUGGGUUCUGCAGUCUUCCUCCAGAGGCAGC